Messenger RNA from Porites evermanni, 6293 nucleotides. Lineage: Eukaryota; Metazoa; Cnidaria; Anthozoa; Scleractinia; Poritidae. The record is from the annotation of a GenBank genome assembly.
AUGUCGACAAAGGUCUAUAAAAAGAACAAAGGAAAUACCGCGGAAAUUGUCCUGAAAGUUGAUGACGACUGCGAGAAUUGGAAGGACGGUGGCCGGGGAUGGAUGAUAUGUUUUGCAGCUGCAAUGGUGCAGUUUGUCGUCCUGGGUAUUCACAACAGUUUUGGAAUACUGUACAUUGUGUUUGUCAAGGAAUAUGGAUGGAGCAAAGCUUUAACUGGUAAGGGCUGAACUUUGAUUAGCGCAUGAUUAACAAGGGAUAUCGUUAGGAGGUAUUAAAAUCAAGUUCAUGUUAUCUCCGCAGAAAUAUCCGUUUUGGGGUGUUCAGAUUGUAGGGAGCGGCGCGAUUUAGCGAGGGAAAUCACGUGUUAGAUUUUUCCCUGCCUGGGAAAUGCAUGACUCGCGGACGGUUAGGGCAGGCAUACUAUCAAAGACUCAAAAUACUACGUUAGAAUAGUAUGCGUCAGGGGUGAAAGGUUUUUUAAAAAUGGGUUUUGACGCAAAGAAGACAGGGAGAACUUUCUGUCUGGAGCCAUUUAUAUUUCUUGCGAAAAUGCUAAAUGCUUUCGUGUGUGAUUUCAGUCAAGCACCUUGGUUUCCUGUGGGUACUUCACAACAACAUCGCUCGUCAUCGUACAGAUUAUUCAAGUAUAAUUUCAAUUUAGAUUAAGUACGGUAUAAUUUGAUAAGAGAUACGUUUUCAUACUCUAAUGAUUUAAAAUGAUUUAAUCUAGCUUCAUAUGAUCGUCACCCUACACUCGACAUAUAAGGCAUAAGGUGUUAAUCCCAAAAAAAGUUUGUUUUUGUCUGUGCGUGUGCCACUUAAUCUUUUUCCCCCCCUACAAAACAAACAAAAGAAACAUGUGAAUGCAGCAAGAGGUCGCUGGCUAUUCCAGUAAAAUUUGACUUGAUCGCGUCUUCGUGAGAGAAAAAAACAAGAAUGGUUUAGGACGAUCUACUACUAUGAUCUGAAGGCCUGGAACAAGAGCAAAACAACCCUGGUAUUUCUCUAUUUAGGACAAUGUGCAAAUUAAACUGAUGUUUUCUAUCAGAAAAUGGCUUAGAACAAGCUCGCGUAAGGCCAAUAAACCACAUUCUGUCUAGCCGCAAUCUCUAUAAAGACGUCUUUCCGAGUAUACUGUUGCUAUACUCAGCUCGCGUGAGGUCUUGCGGCACACCUCCAUGAUCUCUGUUCAAAUUUCCUAAUCGAGCUUUGUGGGAACGUUUUGCCGGCGCAUGGUUUUAUCGUAUCCUGCAAAAUAAAAUGAAAUGAAAAGGCAGGAAACCAGGUGGAAAAAAACGACCAAAAGUGUGCAUUUUUCAACAUGAAAAAAAAAAAACAGUUAUAACUCGAAUGAUAAAAAUAAAAAGAGGCUUAUUCCCCUGGGAAUGAGCCAGGGCAUUUAAGAUUUCCGGUAUGGAUACUCAAAACGUGACUUUUUUCACAGCCUGCGAGGUUGCAAGGCGUUAAAGGGGAGGGGCCAGGGAGGGCCUAGCCUGCGAAGCGCAGACGCGAAGCGACGACCGGAAAUGCGUCUGCGCUUCGCAGGCUAGGGAGGGCCAAAAAAAAGGGGAAUUCGCCCCUCUCCCUCCCCUCCCGUUCGCCUUUUAAUGCCGCCACUGACGCCUCUCUGGUCUCGCACACUUUUCAUUUGUUGUUCCGGCAGAAGAAGGGUGGCAACUUAAAUCUUUCACUUGCAAAAGUGAUCGGCGUAUAACUUCUCCUUACAAUAUUCAAUUCAUUGGCACACAGAAAGGUGAUGACUGUAGGUAAAUUUCUCAGCCAAUGGAUGCCAUAUUGAUAUAACCCCAAAUUCUCUUAACUAAUGCACAGUAAAAUGUAUGGCAGCGAGAAAUGAGAAUUACUGAUCACAUCGUAGGAGUCAAAGGCUUAAGCCUUCGAACCUCGCGCUAACUCGAACCAUGCAACGUCGAUUUCCCCUGGAUUUCGUUCUUACAUUUACUGUAGUUUUACCCUCGGUAACUCGAACCUCCCGCUAACUCGAAGUAAUGUUUUUUUCCCUUCAGAUCAUUUCUAUACAAUCCUACCUGCCUGUUUACCUAUAUGGUGUUCUCCCCUCGACUAGACGUAAAGGUAAUUUGUUUGUUUUUGUUCACGCAGGUUACAUAGGGUCUAUGGGACUGGGUAUGAACUUCUUUUUCGGCCCCUUCACCAGCGCAUUAUGCGAUCGUUACGGCUGCCGAGUGGUCGCCAUGAUCGGUGGGGUCAUCUCCGUUGCAGCAAUGUUCGCAACGUCUUUCGUCAACAGCCUCGUUCCCAUUUACCUGACCUAUAGCGUUCUCUGGGGAAUGGGCUCCAGCAUGAGCUAUGUUCCAACAUUCCUUAUGGUCGAUAGUUACUUUGAGCGGCGAAAGUCCUUGGCAAAUGGGUUCAUAACAGCUGGGAGCGCUAUCGGGGCUCUGGUAAUGGGACCCACUCUAAAUGCACUCUUAUCUAAAGUUGGUUGGAAGAACACCAUGAGGUUCCUCGGGGGCGUUGCUUGUAUUUUGGUGUUCGCUGCGUUUAGCUACAAACCACCGCCUGUGAAAAGAGAACCUGCGAAAAAGAAGAAACUGAUAGACUUGUCUGUUUGGAAAAAUAAAGGAUUCAUUGUCUGGGCGUUGGCACUCGGCAUAUUUAAUCUGGGUUACUUUGUUCCUUACGUCUAUUUGGUAAGUUUGAAUUUCCUUCUGUCCUUCAUAAAAAAACUUUUCUAUUUAUUGAAGACGCCCCCUUUAUUGAGUCGUUAGGUUUUCUGUGAUUUCGUGGGCAGUCUGUGCAUAUUUCUAAAGUGCUAGAAAUCGAGAAAAGAGGUUGUCUGUUUAUAGUUUAAUUUUGCACGUCAUAUAAUAACCUAAUUAAAGAGAAGAAACUACAAGGGAAGAAAAAUUCCUUCCUUUGUUCAAUAUUUCGCAGAUUAAUAUAUUUCUUUUCUAUUUAUUUCGUAGAUCAAAGCCUGAUCAGGAAAGUUUUGACUAUUCUUAUGCAACACAGCUAGUUGCGAAAUUCUUUAAGGCGACGCACCACAAUCUUUGAUUACUACUAGUAGAUAAGAGGAUAUAAUAAUAAACCGGAGUUAAUAAAAUACAUCGUCCACUUGAAAGAGAUUCAAUAUCUGCGACGUUUCUAUCCAUUGUUAACCUUCUUAAGGCUGAAAAAAUUGCUACGAGUUGUCGUUGAAACGUAGUUGAAAAAUUUUUGAAUUUUAAAUCCCUUUGUGGUGGCUAAUUUACCCUUCCCUUUCUAUUUAGCUGCAUUUCCUGCGUUAAACAGGCUUGAACACAUCUCUUCUUUCUAGGAGACGUCUUUUGUAUUUGCCCGGUUGUCUAAUAUAAUGCUUAGAAGGGUNGCAAAUGGGUUCAUAACAGCUGGGAGCGCUAUCGGGGCUCUGGUAAUGGGACCCACUCUAAAUGCACUCUUAUCUAAAGUUGGUUGGAAGAACACCAUGAGGUUCCUCGGGGGCGUUGCUUGUAUUUUGGUGUUCGCUGCGUUUAGCUACAAACCACCGCCUGUGAAAAGAGAACCUGCGAAAAAGAAGAAACUGAUAGACUUGUCUGUUUGGAAAAAUAAAGGAUUCAUUGUCUGGGCGUUGGCACUCGGCAUAUUUAAUCUGGGUUACUUUGUUCCUUACGUCUAUUUGGUAAGUUUGAAUUUCCUUCUGUCCUUCAUAAAAAAACUUUUCUAUUUAUUGAAGACGCCCCCUUUAUUGAGUCGUUAGGUUUUCUGUGAUUUCGUGGGCAGUCUGUGCAUAUUUCUAAAGUGCUAGAAAUCGAGAAAAGAGGUUGUCUGUUUAUAGUUUAAUUUUGCACGUCAUAUAAUAACCUAAUUAAAGAGAAGAAACUACAAGGGAAGAAAAAUUCCUUCCUUUGUUCAAUAUUUCGCAGAUUAAUAUAUUUCUUUUCUAUUUAUUUCGUAGAUCAAAGCCUGAUCAGGAAAGUUUUGACUAUUCUUAUGCAACACAGCUAGUUGCGAAAUUCUUUAAGGCGACGCACCACAAUCUUUGAUUACUACUAGUAGAUAAGAGGAUAUAAUAAUAAACCGGAGUUAAUAAAAUACAUCGUCCACUUGAAAGAGAUUCAAUAUCUGCGACGUUUCUAUCCAUUGUUAACCUUCUUAAGGCUGAAAAAAUUGCUACGAGUUGUCGUUGAAACGUAGUUGAAAAAUUUUUGAAUUUUAAAUCCCUUUGUGGUGGCUAAUUUACCCUUCCCUUUCUAUUUAGCUGCAUUUCCUGCGUUAAACAGGCUUGAACACAUCUCUUCUUUCUAGGAGACGUCUUUUGUAUUUGCCCGGUUGUCUAAUAUAAUGCUUAGAAGGGUUAUUUGCUCUUUCAGUCAAGGGAAGCAAGGGAUGGCGCAGUAGUGAGAGCGCUAGCCUCCCACCCCGGGUUCACUUCUGGCGUCGACGCCAUUUGUGGGUUGAGUUUGUUGUUGGUUCUCUCCUUUGCUCCGAGAGGUUUUUCUCUGCGUACUCCGUUUUUCCCCUCUCGUCAAAAACCAACGUUUCAAAAUUCCAAUUCGACAAUAAAUCAGGUAGACGAAGAACCACUUUGUGGAUGUGCUACCUCCAAAUCAUUUUUAUUUAUUUAUAAUUUAUUUGUUUAUCAACAGCCGACCCACGCAACCUACUUACAGAUACCCGAAUCCAAGGCAUCGUUCCUCAUCGGCUUUCUUUCGGUUGGUUCGUUAUUUGGUCGACUCUUCUUCGGUCAUAUUUCGGAUCUCCGAUGGGUCAAUCGUAUGUAUCUUUACCAGACAGCUCUGUUGGUGAUGGCUGUUACGACGACUCUAUGCCCGCUGGCCACCACGUACUACUGGCUGAUUGUCUACACGCUCUUGUUUGGAAUAUUUGAUGGAGCGUUUGUAUCACUAAUCGCUGUCCUCACCGGAGAUGUUGUUGGUCAUCAUAGGCUGCCUUCAGCUCUAGGGUUUUUAUACCUGGUAUUCUCCGUUCCAAUUAUGACAGGCUCACUGAUCGCAGGUAUGAUAUCAAGCAACAAAAUGGCAAACGGCUCACACAAUAACUAGCCAGUGGCUGGUCACCCUCGCUGCCCUUUUUGUGUCGUCACGAGAUGCUCCUCCCCCGGGGGGGGCACUUGGGUAUUUUUUGGGUGGGUAUGUGCCGCCCGGGACUCCAAAUUGGCACCCCGUUCUAGAAAAAUUUUCCCCUAAAAUUGAUACCCCGUUGUAGAAAUGGGCCAAUUUUUUAUACCUCGUUCUAGAAUUCGCCCUAAAACUGAUACCCCGUUCUAGAAAUGGGCCAAUUUUUUGUACUCCGUUCUCGGGUGCAACAAGAGUACAACGGUUUGCUUGUUAACGCAUUGAACCGUAUUUUUAAAAGCAAUCUGUCCUUGAAUACUUUCAAAUGGCUGCUUACAAAAGUGGAGCUUUCGUGCGUUCGAAAUAUUAUACCCCGUUCUAGAAACCGCCUCUGAAAUGGAUACCCCGUUCUAAAUCAGGAGCUUCAAAAUCACGACCCCUUUGGGCGGCACAUACCCGUAUAGGUAAUGUAUGGGAGUACCCCCCCCCGGGGCUCCUCCCCAACAGGACGUUGCGUGACGAGACAAACACGGUUGCAGGGGAGACCAGCGAGUGGCAUGACCGCCAACCUCGUUUCCAGAGCCCGCUAUGCUUUUGACCAGCGACGCCAUGGGGAUCUUAUGACAAAAGGGACCCAAGGGGACGAGGUUGCACGCCCGCCCAACUUACACACAGGGAACCCAGUGCAAUUCAUACCGGAAACUUAGCCUACGUGUAGCCGAACCCUCUCCCGACAACCUGUAGAUAUCCCCUUUCGAGAGAUAUUGUGUUUUGUAUUUGUUGUUUUAUCUCUUGAAUAAAGUAUUGUAUUACUGUAUUAUCUAACUUGACUAAUAAAAUGGCGCUUCGUCACUUGAAAGUAGGCAAGGCAAAAGUAGAAUAAAUCUUGUUUUUACAGCUGUUAAAAAGUGUUUGAUACCAUUUUCUGAUUAUUAUUCUUAAGUUCUUCACUGCGACACCAACAUUAUUUUGUUUUCUCAGGCUUCCUAAGUGACAUCACAAGUUCGUAUAACGAGGCUUUCUACUUCUCUGGUGCCGCCAUUGCUCUCUGUACAGGCCUGUUAUCAGUUGUUCCGGUUUUAACGCCCAUGAGAUCACGUGGCGUCAAAGAGAUGAAAAUGACCUCUGAUGAGCUCGGCAAAAAGCGAAGAUUUUCGUUCUUUGAAAAAUAUGUGCAAAGAUACUUAAGCUCUUCGGAGCCUGAGCCUUCUGAAGUUGAGGAUUACUUGUUUGUCGUGGACAAAAUCACAGCGGUGUGA